AUGUCACGGCCAACAUCGUCCCGAUCAUCGCCCGCUGCACCAGCAGCAUCGUCAUCGUCCGCUUCUGCUUCCUCCGCCCCCGAUCUGACCCUCCCAGAUCCACCGCACUCCAACGCAUCAGCUGUCGUCUUCUCCCCGACACCCGCAUCCACCACCUCUCUCCUCGUCUCCAGUUGGGACCAUCACGUCCACCACUACACCAUCGACACUGCCCAAAUCUCAUCCACAUCCGCCAUCAGGAAGAUCCAAACCUUCCCGCACGAAGCACCCGUCCUCGACGUCUGCUACAUCACCCCCACCCUCGCAGCCUCUGCUUCGGUGGAUCGACGUAUUCGACUGCUGGACCUUUCCACCGGCAAGACGCUGAUCCUGGGGAAACACGAGGAUACGGACAAGGUGCUAGCGAUGGACGUCUCGCCGCCGUUCGCACAAGCCGUCGGUUCCGACGAAAAGAUCUACUCUGCAAGCAAACCAGGCAUCCCCACAAAACGCGACUCAACCCCACGCCUCGUCGUAGCUAUGGCAGGACGUCACGUGCACGUCUACGACCUGCUCCCCCUCCGCCGUACGAUCGACAAGGAACGAUCCGGUCAGGAGGUCAAAGCACGAGACUGGGCACCGGAUCAGAGGAGGGAGAGUUCGCUCAAGUUCAUGGCGAGGGAUCUGCGGUGCAUGCCCGCGGGCGACGGGUAUGCGAUGUCGAGCAUAGAGGGGAGGAUCGCCGUUGAGUUCUUCGAUACCAGCGAGGCGGUUCAGAGCGGCAAGUAUGCGUUCAAGUGUCACAGGGAGACAAUUAAAGAAGGGCAGGAGGUGGAUGAUAUGGGGAUCGAGGGGGAGGAAGAGAUGGAGAAGCCGUACGAUGUGGUCUUUCCCGUUCAUGGGAUCGCGUUUCAUCCCAGACACGGAACGUUCGCAAGCCUGGGCGGAGACUCGAUCGUCAGCGUAUGGGACGCCGCCGCCAAGAAACGCAUCCGGCAGUACCCAAAAUUGUCAUCCUGCGUCACGGCAGGUGCGUUCGAUCCAUCUGGGAGCUUGUUGCUGGUCGCGACGGGGAGCAGCGAGCUGCGCGAUGGCGACGAGGUUAAAGUGGAGCUCGUGAUCAAGUGCAAUGCUUGGAACGAGUGUAAGCCGAGACUCAAGUCUUCCAGCAGCAGCAGCAGCAGCAGCAAGAAGUAG
Messenger RNA from Pseudozyma hubeiensis SY62, 1176 nucleotides. RefSeq lists its product as hypothetical. Gene Ontology annotation, biological process: mitotic spindle assembly checkpoint signaling. The record is from RefSeq and is a predicted model, not a curated record. Gene Ontology annotation, cellular component: kinetochore; bub1-bub3 complex; mitotic checkpoint complex. NCBI's taxonomy places the organism in Eukaryota, Fungi, Basidiomycota, Ustilaginomycetes, Ustilaginales, Ustilaginaceae. The transcript has 3 exons. Gene Ontology annotation, molecular function: ubiquitin binding. The coding region runs from base 1 to 1176 and encodes 391 amino acids.